ACCGGUCCGCCUGCUCAGAUCUGCCGCCGAACCCGGAUCGGAGGCGACUUUGCGGCCAAGUGGGCGCGGCCGGUGCGAGCUGGGGGGCAGGGUGCCCAGGGCAGGGGGGCGGUGACCCGGGACAGUGCAGGCGGGAGAACAGCCCCUCGGACCUCCGAGGGAAAUCUGAGCGUUCAGACCGUGAGCGGAUGUAAAAUUGACCAAGUCUGGGGGCCAGAAACUGAUCAGCGCUGCGGGGCUUAACUACGCGGCCGGCGGGAGCGUUCUCCGGUAGCGCGGGGGAGCAGGUGAACAGGUCCUCACUCCCAGCUCCACGCCCUCACGCGCUCUCGCCAGGGGACAGGUUCCCGCCAGCAGCCAUGGGCCCCGGCCCCAGCCGCGCCGCCGGCGUCCUACGCCCGUUGCUCGGCACGCUCGCCUUGAUGGUGGCCGCAAGCAACCGCGCCGCCUCCGCCUUCAACCUGGACACCCGAUUCCUGGUGGUGAAGGAGGCCGGGAACCCGGGCAGCCUCUUCGGUUACUCGGUCGCCCUCCAUCGGCAGACAGAGCGACAACAGCGCUACCUGCUGCUGGCUGGUGCCCCCCGGGACUUUGCUGUGCCCAAUGGCUCUACCAACCGGACUGGUGCUGUGUAUCUGUGCCCACUCACUGCCCACAAGAAUGACUGUGAGCGGAUGGACAUCAAGGAGAAAAGUAACCCUAACCACAUCAUUGAGGACAUGUGGCUCGGCGUGACUGUGGCCAGCCAGGGCCCUGCAGGCAGAGUCCUGGUCUGUGCCCACCGCUACACCCAGGUGCUGUGGUCGGGGUUAGAGGACCAGCGGCGCAUGGUGGGCAAGUGCUAUGUGAGAGGCAACGACCUGGAGCUGAAUGCCACGGAUGACUGGCAGACCUACCACAACGAGAUGUGCAACAGCAACACCGAUUACCUGCAGACGGGCAUGUGCCAGCUGGGCACCAGCGGCGGCUUCACCCAAAACACCGUGUACUUUGGCGCUCCUGGUGCCUACAACUGGAAAGGAAACAGCUACAUGAUUCAGCGGAAGGACUGGGAUUUGUCUGAAUAUAGUUACAAGGACCCAGAGGACAUAGGAAACUUCUAUAUUGGCUACACGAUGCAGGUGGGCAGUGCCAUCCUGCACCCCACAGACAUCACCAUUGUGACAGGUGCCCCGCGGCACCAACAUGUGGGCGCUGUCUUUUUGCUGAGCCAGGAAGCAGGUGGAGACUUGCGGAGGAGGCAGGUGCUGGAGGGCACGCAGGUGGGAGCCUAUUUUGGCAGUGCCAUUGCCCUGGCAGACCUGAACAAUGAUGGGUGGCAGGACCUCCUGGUGGGUGCCCCCUAUUACUUUGAGCGGAAAGAGGAAGUAGGGGGUGCAAUUUAUAUCUUCAUGAACCAGGCAGGCACCUCCUUCCCCAACCACCCCUCCCUCCUUCUUCACGGCCCCAGUCACUCCGCCUUUGGCUUCUCUGUGGCAAGCAUUGGUGACAUCAACCAAGACGGAUUCCAGGACAUUGCUGUGGGAGCCCCAUUCGAGGGCUUGGGCAAAGUGUACAUCUACCAUGGCAGCUCCAGGGGGCUCCUCAGACUGCCCCAGCAGGUAAUCCAUGGAGAGCAGCUGGGACUGCCUGGCCUGACCACCUUUGGCUACUCCCUGAGUGGGCAGAUGGACGUGGAUGAGAACUUCUACCCAGACCUGCUGGUGGGGAGCCUGUCAGACCGCAUUGUGCUGCUGAGGGCCCGGCCUGUCAUCAACAUCCUCUACAAGACCUUGGUAGCCAGGCCGUCCAUACUGGACCCUGCAUUCUGCACGGCCACCUCCUGUGUACAGGUGGAGCUGUGCUUUGCUUACAACCAGAGUGCAGGGAACCCCAACUACAGGCGGAACAUCACCCUGGCCUACACGCUGGAGGCUGACCGGGACCGCCGUCCACCCCGACUCCACUUUGCUCGCAGCCAGUCAGCUGUCUUCCAUGGCUUUUUCUCCAUGCCCGAGAUGCGCUGCCAGACGCUGGAGCUGCUCCUGAUGGACAACGUCCGCGACAAACUCCGACCCAUCACCAUCUCCAUGAACUACUCUUUACCUUUGCGGUUGCCGGAUCGCCCCCAACUGGGGCUUGGGUCCCUGGACGCCUACCCGGUCCUCAACCAAGCGCAGGCUCUGGAGAACCACACGGAGGUACAGUUCCAGAAGGAAUGCGGGCAGGACAAUAGGUGCGACAGCAAUUUACAGAUGAGGGCGGCCUUCGUGUCUGAGCUGGGGCAGCGGCUAAGCAGGCUCCAGUAUAGGAGAGACUUCCGAAAACUGCUCCUGAGCAUCAACGUGACCAACACCCCAAGCCGAAAGCGGGCUGGGGAAGAUGCCCACGAGGCGCUCCUCACCCUGGAAGUGCCUCCGUCCCUGCUGCUGUCCUCAGUGCGCCCCCCUGGAGCCUGCCAAGCCAAUGAAACCAUCGUUUGUGAGCUGGGGAACCCCUUCAAACGGAACCAGAGGAUGGAGCUACUCAUUGCCUUCGAGGUCAUCGGAGUGACCCUACACACAAGGGAACUCCAGGCGCAGCUGCAGCUCUCCACGUCGAGUCACCAGGAUGACCUACGGCCCGUGACCCUGCCUCUGCUGGUGGACUACACACUCCAGGCCUCACUCAGCAUGGUGAAUCACCGGCUACAAAGCUUCUUUGGGGGGACAGUGAUGGGUGAGUCUGGCAUGAAAACUGUGGAGGAUGUGGGAAGCCCUCUCAAGUACGAGUUCCAGGUGGGCCCAAUGGGUGAAGGGCUGUCAGCCCUGGGGACCCUGGUCCUGGGGCUGGAGUGGCCCUAUGAAGUCAGCAAUGGAAAGUGGCUGCUGUACCCCACGGAGAUCACUGUCCGUGGCAAUGGAUCCUGGCACUGCUGGCCACCUGGAGACCUUAUCAACCCUCUCAACCUCACUCUCUCUGUUCCUGGGGACAGGCCGCCAUCUCCACAGCGCAGGCGGCGACAACUGGACCCAGGAGGAGGCCAAGGCCCCCCGCCUGUCACUCUGGCUGCUGCCAAAAAGGCCAAGUCUGAGAUCCAAUUGAGCUGUGGCAGUGACCACACCCACUGUGUGUGGCUGGAGUGCCCCAUUCCUGAUGCCCCUGUCAUCACCAACGUGACCAUCCAGGCACGAGUGUGGAACAGCACCUUCAUCGAGGAUUAUAGAGACUUUGACCGAGUCAGGGUAGCCAGCUGGGCCACCCUGUUCCUCCGAACCAGCGUCCCCACCAUCAACAUGGAGAAUAAGACAGUGCGGUUUUCCGUGGACAUUGACUCUGACCUGGUGGAGGAGCUACCGGCUGAGAUCGAGCUGUGGCUGGUGCUUGUGGCUGUGAGUGCCGGGCUGCUGCUGCUGGGGCUGAUCAUCCUCUUGCUGUGGAAGUGCGGCUUCUUCAAGCGAGCCCGCACUCGCGCCCUGUAUGAAGCUAAGAGGCAGAAGGCGGAGAUGAAGAGCCAGCCGUCAGAGACGGAGAGGCUGACGGAAGACUACUGAGGGGGGCAGCCCCCACCCCCGGCCCACCUGGUGUGACUUCUUUAAGCGGACCCGCUAUUACCGGAUCAUGCCCAAGUAUCACGCAGUGAGGAUCCGGGAGGAGGAGCGCUACCCACCUCCAGGGAGCACCCUGCCCACCAAGAAGCACUGGGUGACCAGUUGGCAGACUUGGGGCCAAUACUACUGAUAUCCUCCCUGAUUGCACCCUGCUCCCCCAGUGUCCCCUUCUUCUAUUUAUCAUAAGUUAUGCCCCGACAGACCACAGGGGCCGCUGCCUUUGGCUGGCACCAGCAGGCUCGGGCACACACACCUUUCAAGUGCAUGCACGUGCUAUGUGGCCGUGGCCUUCUCCCUGAAGGAAGGCUAGGGCUGUGGCCCGUACAUUGCUGAGCACUGCGGCCCUGUGCCCUGGACACAUAUGAGCACAUGUGGGUCCCACUGCUUGUAGACUGUGCUUGUGCACCCCGAAUGGUGCAUGGCCAUGCGUGUCCCAGCCUCUACGAGUGCCAAAACCAAGCCAAAGGCCUUCUGCCAGAGCCAGGAGGAAGAGGCCCCCAAUGGGUGACCCUUCCUCUGUUCACACUGGACCCAUCAUGAGCCACAGGCACUGGAUUGACCCUGACCUCGAGAUGAAAACUACUGACAAGGAGCAGACCACCAGAGCCCCAGUGCAGCUCCUAGCACCCAUGGCAAAGAGUGGGGACCCUGCCUGAAGUCGUCCAAGGAGGUGUUCACAGGAUCUGGCAUGCUCAGACCAAGAGCAGAAUGAACUAGAAAGAAGGUCCCCAGGGUGGCUUUCUUUCAUGAAUUGCUGAGAAAACCUCUGAACUCAGCCAUGGCCAUCCCGCGCGCUAGUAGGAAACGCAGCCGGAGGAAACAGAGGUGGACAGGCUGCUAGGCAGCCGGGACAUGCUGUGCUGGGACCACUCUGGAGCAUGAUGGAAUCCUCAGUAGAGUGGGGACCGGUCUUGGGCCAAGGAGAUGAUGGACGGGUACAGAGCAGAUACCACUUCUCACCCACAUUACCAUCCUGGCCUUGAAGGCCUGGAGGGAUCUCCACGCGAUCACAGAGGGAGCAACACUUGAAUGUAGAACAGGGAGGAAGCCCCAUCAUGCCCCAUCAGCCAGACUCCACUCUGCCCUCACUGACCAUGGGUUGGAGACCUAGAAGUGGAGCUCUUGGCUAUCCUUGGCUUUUGGAGCCAGUUCAGCUUUGCCUUCUCACCUGUGGCCCAUUCUAGAAGUUGAGCUGUUUCCAGAAAACCUGUCCUGACCCCAGCCUGUUGGCGGGUCCCCUCCUCAGCCCCUCCCCUCCUUCCAUGGUACUGUAGCAGGGGAGCCCCCUCCCCCUCCUUGUGCCUUCUUUGUGUACAGGCUUCUCACGGCAACCAGUAAACAGCCCCCUGUUUGUA
This is a messenger RNA of Dama dama (fallow deer), 4924 nucleotides long. It is a transcript of the gene ITGA3, whose product is annotated as integrin subunit alpha 3. Lineage: Eukaryota; Metazoa; Chordata; Mammalia; Artiodactyla; Cervidae. The transcript is spliced from 26 exons. Bases 360 to 3512 code for a protein of 1050 amino acids. Gene Ontology annotation, biological process: cell-cell adhesion; leukocyte migration; cell adhesion mediated by integrin. The record is from RefSeq and is a predicted model, not a curated record. Gene Ontology annotation, cellular component: integrin complex; external side of plasma membrane. Gene Ontology annotation, molecular function: integrin binding.